Gracilinanus agilis (Agile Gracile Mouse Opossum) is the source of this 1831-nucleotide messenger RNA. RefSeq names its product multidrug and toxin extrusion protein 2-like. Bases 12 to 1175 code for a protein of 387 amino acids. Gene Ontology annotation, molecular function: antiporter activity; xenobiotic transmembrane transporter activity. Gene Ontology annotation, cellular component: membrane. Gene Ontology annotation, biological process: transmembrane transport. Lineage: Eukaryota; Metazoa; Chordata; Mammalia; Didelphimorphia; Didelphidae. The record is from RefSeq and is a predicted model, not a curated record. The transcript has 11 exons.
CUGGAGGCAGAAUGGAGCAGCUCCCGGGAAUCCCUGCCGAGGGCCCUUCUGGAGACAACAAGAGCACCCAGGAGGCGUCCUCCAGGAAGGGACUCCGGAAGAUCAUCCCAGAAGGCUUUAUGGCAGAACUCUAUAGGCUCUUCGUUCUGGCUGGCCCCAUGUUCCUAUACCAACUAUUGAUUUUCAUGAUCUUCGUGGUAAGCACCAUCUUCUGUGGGCACCUAGGAAAGCUGGAGUUGGCUGCGGUGACGUUGGGAGUGGCAUUUGUCAACAUCUGUGGAGUUUCAGUUGGUUAUGGGAUGGCCUCGGCGUGUGACACACUGAUGUCUCAGAUACUUACUAGCUGUGUGUCCCUAGGCAAGUCGCUUAAUCCCAUUUUCCUCAGUUUCAUUCCUCUUGGGUUUGGCAAUGCUGCCUGUGUCAGAGUGGGGAAUGCAUUAGGUGCUGGGGAUAUCCAAGCAGCUAAGAAAACUACGGUUACGAGUGUGUUGGCCACUUGUGGCAUCUUUUUUGUCAUUGGCUCCCUGCUAACCAUCUUCAAGGAUAUGCUGGGACGAAUUUUUACCAAUGAUGAAGAAGUCAAUGCCCUGGUGACUUGGGUCAUGCCUGUCUACAUCGCCUUUAACCUGUUUGAGUCACUCUGUUGUGUUUGUGGAGCAGUGUUGAGAGGAACUGGCAAGGUUGUCUUUGGGGCUGCAGUGAAUGCCGUGAGCUAUUAUGCCAUUGGUCUCCCAAUUGGGGCUGUUCUGGUAUUUGUGGCCAAGAUCGGAGUCAGAGGCCUCUGGCUGGGGAUGCUGGUCUGUGCCAUCAUGGCAACCAUUACUUUUAUUGUCUACACUGCCAGAAUUAACUGGAAUUUGGCUUCAGAGGAGGCUCAGAAACGAGCUGGGCUUCACCAAGAGUCUGAAAGCACAAGUCCCUCCCCAGGGCUAGAGAAGGUGGCCAUUUCUUCAGUGGCUACAGGUAGCAAUCCUGGAAUUACUUUGAUGAGGUACUCAAAAACGGAGAGCCACACAGACCUCUUACCACCUCUGGAAGCAGCUUCUACUCUUUCGGGUCCCCGAAACGUUCUGUCACUAAAGCAGCUGGUUGUCCGCCGGGGGCUUUCUCUUCUGUUGACUGUCACAGUGCUCAUCCUGGGGGUCAUGGUCAGGAUCAUGAUUCCCCUACACUAGGAAGAAGGCUUGCCUUGCUGGAAAAGAGACAUGUUGGAAGAGUGGCCCUGGGACAGCACCACGAGGGCCCGUGGUGCAGAACUCUUCAGGAAGGUCCUGAGUCCUGAAAACCUCUUUAUAAACACUGACGUCUAUUAGUGCUUCAUGGGAACCCAAGGCAGCUUCCCUUGUGGGCCGCAGGAGGUCGGGCUUCCAAGGGGUUGGCUCCCUCCACCUUGGACUGUUCAUUUGAAAUACGUAGCAAACUUGAACUGAAAUCCUGAAGGCUGUCAAAGCUAUUUUCAAGUAGGAAUAGGUCCAAACUGUAAAUGUUUUAUAAUAGAACACCCCAGUCACCAAGGUAAAAGACACCAUUUCUUAGACACGCUGCUGCCCAACUUCAUCCUUGAAGCCUUUUCUGGGCUGUUUACAUGCUCCUGGUUCACACUCUAUGGCAGGGGUCGGCAACGUAUGGCAUGAGAGCCACAUCUGGCUCUUUGGAGGGCCACAUAUGGCUCUUUCUGCAGGAGCCAUAAAGUCAGCCGCGGCACAGUAACUGUUUACGCAGGACAUCGUGCGUCACGUGAUACGUCACAUGAUCCUAUCUUCUAAGAUAGAAGCUCCCUCAUUGAUAUUGCCGCGCGAGAUGAAUCCUGGUCUUUAGUUCGGCUUGGGAG